Lodderomyces orthopsilosis Co 90-125 is the source of this 522-nucleotide messenger RNA. RefSeq names its product adrenodoxin (gene YAH1). Gene Ontology annotation, cellular component: mitochondrion. NCBI's taxonomy places the organism in Eukaryota, Fungi, Ascomycota, Pichiomycetes, Serinales, Debaryomycetaceae. The record is from RefSeq and is a predicted model, not a curated record. The transcript has a single exon. Gene Ontology annotation, molecular function: 2 iron, 2 sulfur cluster binding. Gene Ontology annotation, biological process: positive regulation of oxidoreductase activity; P450-containing electron transport chain. Bases 1 to 522 code for a protein of 173 amino acids.
AUGAUAAGAAGUAUAUUACAAAGACACAUAAGAGGUAUUCAGCGUACCUCUCUUGCGUCUAUUUCACAACCACUGUUCAACCACCACUCCAACCCACUGAUCGCUACUCCAUUUUUCAAAUCACUUCACACAUCGCCAAUACUAAACCACGGACAUCUUCACAAACCCAAACCAGGUGAAGAACUCCACAUCACAUUCAUAACCAAGGACGGAAAGCAAUACACUUAUGAAGUUGCUGAGGGUGAUAAUAUACUAGAUAUAGCUCAAGCUAAUAAUUUGGACAUGGAAGGUGCAUGUGGUGGAUCAUGUGCUUGUUCAACAUGCCACAUAAUUGUUGAUCCAGAAUUCUAUGAUGAGAUACCUGAGCCUAGUGAUGAUGAAAAUGAUAUGUUGGAUUUGGCUUUUGGAUUAACGGAAACUUCUCGAUUAGGAUGUCAGGUUAAGAUGUCAAAAGAAUUGGAUGGUAUUAGAGUUGCCUUGCCAGCAAUGACGAGAAAUUUGCAGAACAAAGAUUUCAAUUAG